Cryptotermes secundus is the source of this 1852-nucleotide messenger RNA. RefSeq names its product zinc finger protein OZF-like. The transcript has 5 exons. Gene Ontology annotation, molecular function: RNA polymerase II cis-regulatory region sequence-specific DNA binding; DNA-binding transcription factor activity, RNA polymerase II-specific. Gene Ontology annotation, biological process: regulation of transcription by RNA polymerase II. Lineage: Eukaryota; Metazoa; Arthropoda; Insecta; Blattodea; Kalotermitidae. Gene Ontology annotation, cellular component: nucleus. The coding region runs from base 132 to 1475 and encodes 447 amino acids. The record is from RefSeq and is a predicted model, not a curated record.
GUAACUUCUUCAUCGCUUAGCGCAGCACAGCUUUCGUAAACAUGUUUCCGAUUUCAGGUUGACAUGGAGUUCAGUUGUUCAAAUAAUUUACGUUCCUAAAAUCCAGAUACAGUUCCACUGAACGUCAUCAGAUGGAGAAUCGCCAGAUGAACUGUAAGGAUAACAGCCGUUGCAGUCAGAUUUGUACAGAUUUCCUGAAGGUGGAGCCUGGUUCAAUUAGUGAGGCAUGUCCAGCAUUUUCUCGUGAUGGGGAUCAUAUCAUUGAUAUAAAAGUUGAGGAGGAUCCUGUGCUAAUAAAUUUCCCAGGAAUAAAGGCUGAACAUGAGGGCUGUACAAGUUUCCUGAAGAUCGAACCUGAUCCAGGUGGUCAGAAAUGUCCAGCAUAUUCUCAUGAUGGAAACCAGAUGACUGAUAUAAAAGCCGAGGAGGCCUCAGAUACUCAGGAGGAACAGGAUCCUCUGCUAAUAACGUCACCAGAAAUAAAGGCUGAAUAUGAGAAUACUCUGAAUGAACAUGAGUCCAUACAUAGUGCCAACCAUCCAUACUCCUGUGAUGAGUGGCAUAAGUCAUUCAGUAGGCAGAGUCAUCUGGAGAAACACCAGCACAUACAUGGUGGGGAACAUUCAUUUUCCUGUGAUCAGUGCAGUAAAUCAUUCAGGAGACGGAGUGGUCUGAAGACACAUCAACGCAUUCACAAUGGGGAGCGGCCAUUUUCAUGUAACAUAUGUUGUAAAUCAUUCAGGCAGCAGAGUCAUCUGAAGGUACAUCAACAUAUACAUGGCAGGGAGCGGCCAUUUCCCUGUGAUAUGUGUAAUAAGUCAUUCAGUCAAAGGAGUCAUCUGAAGACCCAUCAGCGCAUUCAUGUUGGGGAGCGUCCCUUUUCCUGUGACGUGUGUAGAAAGUCAUUCAGCCUUCAGAAUACUCUGAAGCAACAUCAACGCAUUCACAGUGGGGAGCGGCCAUUUUCAUGUAAUGUGUGUCAUAAGUCAUUCAGUCAGCACAGUUAUUUGAAGACACAUCACCGUGUUCAUAGUGGGGAGAGGCCAUUUUCCUGUGUUGUCUGUAAUAAGUCAUUCAGUCAGCAGAGUCAUCUGAAGAUACAUGAACGCAUUCAUGUAGGGGAGCGUCCAUUUGCCUGUGAUGUAUGUAAUAAAUCAUUUAGUAGAAGGGGUGAUCUGAAGAAACAUCACCGUGUACACAGCGGGGAGCAGCCGUUUUCAUGUGAUGUGUGUAGUAAGUCAUUCGGUCAGCAGAGUCAUCUGAAGACACAUCAGCACAUUCAUAUUGGUGAGCGUACAUUUCCGUGUGAUGUAUGUAAUAAAUCAUUCAGAACCCAGUGUGAUCUAAAGACACAUCAUUGUGUACACAAUGGGGAGCAGCCAUUUUCAUGUAAUAUGUGUAAUAAGUUAUUCAAAAGACAGCAUAAUCUGAAGGCUCAUCAUUGCCCACGUAGUGAAGAACAUUUAUAUUCCUAGUAUAUUUGUAAGAUAUCCUGUUGUCUGCAGAUGAGCCUUUUCAUACAUACUGCAGAACAUCUUUGGUCCUGCCACAUGUAAGAAUCUUCUCUGCUAUCAGAAUUGGAUUAGAUAUCAGUACAUGCAUAUCUGAGUGUGCAAGACAUUGUAAUGAAGUGAUGUGUACAGGCUGCUUUUUCAGACCUGGACUCUGGGUUAUAGCUGAGGGUAGGCAUGGCAGGAAGAAUCAGGGUAGUGAUUGUAGUUGCAUGGUGGGAUGCUGAAGCACAACCAAGUUUAGUAAUAACCCAUGCUCAUCGUGUAGUCUUUGUGGUUGUGGACUUGACAAAAUCUGAUGCACAUUCAGUUGAGUAUGGCCAUGAGUCCAGUUCCUUUUC